Cylas formicarius (sweet potato weevil) is the source of this 372-nucleotide messenger RNA. Its product is annotated as protein GVQW3-like. Bases 1 to 372 code for a protein of 123 amino acids. NCBI's taxonomy places the organism in Eukaryota, Metazoa, Arthropoda, Insecta, Coleoptera, Brentidae. The record is from RefSeq and is a predicted model, not a curated record. The transcript has a single exon.
AUGAAACAGUUAACCGACGUGUACAAGGAUGAUUGCCUGAAAAAAACAACUGUCUACGAGUGGGCAAAGCGGUUCAGGGAAGGCAGGGAGUCGGUGGAGGACGAUUCACGUGAGGGAGCUCCCUCCACCUCUCGAACGGCACAAAACGUCGAUCGCCUGCGCGUGCGUGUGCUCGGAGACCGUCGGGUAAGCCUCAGAAUGUUGGGAGACGAGUUGGGUAUCAACAAGGAAACCAUUCGGCAGAUGCUACACGAGGAUUUAGGGAUGCGCAAGGUGUGCGCGAAAAUGGUUCCCAAAGUGCUCACAGUUGAGCAGAAAGAGCUUCGUUUAACCAUCUGUGAAGACAUGAUUUCUCGAAUUGAGGAGGAAUGA